Molecule: messenger RNA, 6185 nt
Organism: Odocoileus virginianus texanus
Lineage: Eukaryota; Metazoa; Chordata; Mammalia; Artiodactyla; Cervidae
Source: RefSeq, a predicted model, not a curated record
AACUUUAUUAAAAAAUUGUUUUUUUUUUUUUUUUGGCCACACUGUGAGGCAUGCAAGAUCUUAGUUCCCAGACCAGGAGUCAGACCCGCACCCCCGGCAGUAGAAGCAUAGCGUCUUCACCCCUGGGCUGCCAGGGAAGCCCCGGUGCAGAGCUUUUAAACACUCAGGUGGUGUGAUUGUUUUCACAAAGCCGUGCCGCCUCUGGAGAACAUGAUUAGAGAAGAGUGGUUGUGGCGCAGACGGGAGUCCCCGUGGAUUUGGAUGGGGCUGAGGAGAAGCGAGCCGAGUCUGGAGAUGUGGAGGGACUUUCCAGGGUCCAGGUGGAUCCUGAGGUUUCCGGUAAAUGGUGCCAGCUGGAGAUGCCGAGCAGGCGGAGCAUCUGGGUCUGGAGCUCAGAUCACUUACUUCAGCCUCUGGUAUUACAACAAGCAAAAUCAGCGCCGGUGGGUGGAUUUGGAAAAGCCUCUGAAGAAGCAGCUGGAUAAGUACGCAUUGGAGCCGACUGUCUAUUUUGGAGUGGUGUUUUACGUGCCUUCGGUUUCACAGCUGCAGCAGGAGAUCACCAGGUAUCAGUAUUAUCUGCAGCUGAAGAAAGAUAUCUUGGAAGGAAACAUUCCUUGUACAUUAGAACAAGCGAUUCAGCUUGCAGGCUUAGCUGUUCAAGCUGAUUUUGGUGACUUUGAUCAGUAUGAAUCCCAGGAUUUUCUUCAGAAAUUCGCCUUGCUUCCUGUGGAGUGGUUACAAGAUGAAAAAGUGUUGGAAGAAGCAACCCAAAAAGUGGCCUUACUGCAUCAGAAGUACAGGGGUCUCACAGCUCCUGACGCGGAGAUGCUCUACAUGCAGGAGGUGGAGAGAAUGGACGGCUAUGGGGAGGAGAGCUACCCUGCCAAGGACAGCCAAGGCAGCGACAUAUCCAUCGGAGCAUGUCUCGAAGGCGUCUUUGUGAAGCACAAGAGUGGGCGGCCUCCUGCGGUGUUCAGGUGGCAUGAUAUUGCUAACAUGUCCCAUAAUAAGUCCUUUUUUGCGUUAGAGCUGGCAAAUAAAGAGGAGACCAUCCAGUUUCAAACUGAAGACAUGGAAACAGCAAAAUACGUAUGGAGACUCUGUGUUGCGAGACAUAAAUUCUACAGACUAAAUCAGUGCAGCCUGCAGACUCAGACUGUCAUAGUGAACCCAAUUAGGAGGAGGUCGUCUUCGAGGAUGUCUCUGCCCAAGCCGCAACCCUAUGUGAUGGCCGCCCCACCCCAGCUGCAGUAUAAUGGACAUUAUACAGAGCCAUACACCUCUUCCCUCGAUAACCUCUUCGUGACCAACCAGAAUGGCUUCUACUGCCACUCUCAGACCAGCCUGGACCGCGCGCAGGCCGAGCUCGGCGGGCGCGUCCGCAACGGCAGCGUGUACAGCGCGCACAGCACCAGCUCCUUGAACAGCCCGCAGCCCUACCUGCAGCCCUCGCCGGGCUCCUCGAACCCCAGCAUCACGGGCAGCGACGUCCUGAGACCCGACUACGUGCCCUCGCACCGGCACAGCGCCCUGAUCCCGCCGUCCUACCGCCCGACCCCCGACUACGAGACGGUCAUGAAGCAGCUGCAGCGCGGCCUGGCGCCGGCCGAGCGGCACAGCCGCUCGCUGCGGAAUCUCAGCCUGGUGUACAGCCAGCCCGAGAUCCGAGAGCACGCGCGCCCAGGCUCCCCGCCCGCGGCCCCCGGCGCCUUCAGCCUCAGCCACAGCUUCCACAGCCCGGCGCCCUACCCCUACGCCUCGGCGGCCGGGCGGCGCCCGGGGCUGGGCGCCGUGAGCGUGCCCGAGCUGACCAACGCGCAGCUGCAGGCGCGCGACUGCCCUGCGCCCAGCAUCCUGAGGACGCAGGUGUACCGCCCGCCGCCCCCCUACCCGCACCCGCGGCCGGCGAACAGCACCCCGGACCUGUCCCGCCAGCCGCCCGCCAGCAGCAGCCCCGACCUCAUCACGCGCCGCGUGCACCACUCCGUGCAGACCUUCCAGGAGGACAGCUCGCCGGUGGCGCACUCCUUGCAGGAGGUGAGCGAGCCACUGACAGCUGCCCGGCGCGCGCGGCUGCAGGAGCGCAACAGCAUCGAGCUGGCCGGCCUGGCGCACGGCCUCGAGGGCCUGCGGCUGCAGGAGAGGGCCGCGCCGGCCCCGGCGCCGCGGGCGGAGGACAGCGCCGUCGGGCCGCGGGGCAGCCUACAAGGCGGGCACGGAAAGUCCCUGUCCGACGCCACCGUGCUGAUCCACAGCAGCGACGAGGAUGAGGACGAGGACCCCGAGGAGGGGCCUGUGCCACCGCCCGGCUCCCGGAGCGGACGCCCCCUGGACGGCCCCCGUGCCGCACCUCCAGCCCCUGGGCCCCUGCACAUCCUGGAGCCCCAGGCCCCGGGCGCUGCGCCCGGGGAGGGCCCGCGGCCCCGGCGGGACGGGCUGUUGUCACCUUCUGCAUCUGAGUCAGACCUCACCACGUCAGGCAGGUACCGCGCCCGUAGGGACUCGCUGCAGAAGAGGCCGACAUCUGAUCUCCUCUCCGCGAAGAAGAACGCGGUGGAAGGGCUUCCGCCGCUGGGGGGAAUGAAAAAGAGCCGAGGAGAUGCAAAAAAAAUCGGUCCUCUCAAAUUGGCUGCUCUAAAUGGACUCUCCCUGUCUCGACUGCCGCUGCCUGAUGAGGAGAAGGACGUGCCGGCCAGAGCCACUAAUGAUGAGAGGUGUAAAAUUCUGGAACAGCGGUUAGAGCAGGGAAUGGUAUUCACAGAAUAUGAACGAAUUCUUAAAAAACGGCUAGUUGACGGCGAGUGCUCCACAGCCCGCCUCCCUGAAAACGCAGAAAGAAAUCGGUUCCAGGAUGUGCUUCCCUACGACGACGCCAGGGUGGAGCUGGUCCCGACCAAGGAGAACAACACCGGCUACAUCAACGCCUCCCACAUCAAGGUCUGUGUCCGUGGGAUCGAGUGGGACUACAUCGCCACUCAGGGACCGCUGCAGAACACCUGCCCGGAGUUUUGGCAGAUGGUGUGGGAGCAGGGGGUCGCGAUUAUAGCCAUGGUGACGGCGGAGGAGGAGGGCGGAAGGGAGAAGAGCUUCAGGUACUGGCCGCGCCUCGGCUCGAGGCACAACAGCGUGACCUACGGGCGGUUCAAGAUCACCACGCGCUUCCGCACGGACUCCGGCUGCUACGCCACCACGGGCCUGAAGAUGAAGCACCUGCUCAGCGGGCAGGAGCGGACCAUCUGGCACCUGCAGUACACCGACUGGCCGGAGCACGGCUGCCCCGAGGACCUCAAGGGCUUUCUGUCAUACCUCGAGGAGAUCCAGUCUGUUCGACGCCAUACGAACAGCACGAGCGAACCCAAAAGCCCGAACCCCCCGCUGCUGGUCCACUGCAGUGCGGGCGUGGGGCGGACGGGCGUCGUCAUUCUGUCGGAGAUCAUGAUCGCCUGCCUCGAGCACAACGAGGCUCUGGACGUCCCGCGGGUGUUGGACCUGCUGCGGCGGCAGCGGAUGCUGAUGGUGCAGACCCUCUGCCAGUACACGUUCGUGUACCGCGUGCUCAUCCAGUUCCUCCGGGGCUCCCGGCUCAUCUAGGCCCCACGCUCCGAGACGGUCACGGAGGUCUUCACAGCUCAGAAAGGACGGAGGCGUGCUGGCCGACUGGCGCUUUGCCCUGGCGCCGACCCCCGCGGGCGCUGCGGCGGGCGUAGGUGGCGGGAAGAAUGCAGGCCCCGGUUGGGAUGAGCGGCGGGAGGACCCGGGCGGGGCCGAAGUGGAGGCGCUGCGCUGGGAAGGAGGGUGCCGAUGGCAGGGCCGCAGCUUGCCGGGGUCCAGCUGUCUGACUGCAGAACUCGCACACAUGUGGAGAUGGUAUUUGCUGGAUCAGCUCUCUGUAUUUUACUGAAGCUAUGCUGGGCGGUUCUGGCAAUCACUAAGGCGUACAGUUUUCUAUCUUAAGCUAGUUUUUGAUAAUGGAAUUUUAUUUUAUGACGAGAAUAUUUGGGGUUUUCUUGUUGAGGAACUAAACUUUUCGUGGGGUUGAUCCAUAGAUGUGAGUGGUUCCUAGAUAACUUUGUAUUUAAAACCAUGUUAUUUUGUUAUUUUUUUUAAAAAACCUUGGGUACUUAAGUUACCAAACCCAAAACUACAACAAGAAUCUAAAAGUGUUAUUUUUGAAGUAUAGAAAGCAUUUUUAUAUUCAGAAAAGUUUUUAGUCCUAAAAGUUCUAUAUAUUUGUACCUUCUAUAUUUUCCAAGCAAGAGUUCAACUCAUUAAGGUACGGAAAUGAGUCAGUUAAUGUAAGUUAACAUGGGAAAUAAAGGCACAUUUUUAAAAAACAUGUAUGGGAAGAAUCAGAUUCACUAUUUUUUUUUCAGUAUUAUUCAUAAACCCAAAUGUGGGUUUUUUUUUUUUUUUUUGGUUGAAAAUGAAGUGAAAAACAGUUGCAUAAGAUGGGUUUAAGCACUUUUUUUGUUUGCAAACAAACCUGAGUUUUUAAUAUAUUUAUUGCCUUAUAGGUGGAACAGUACUUAACAACAGACAUUGAAAGUGUUUUGGAAGGGAUGGGGUAAGAGUGCGUAGGAUGACUAGGACGAGACUACGCGCAGAGGAAGUGCAGGAUGGUGAAUGCAAGUUGCCUGGUCUUUACGAAGCACGCAGUGUCACCUGCACUCAUACUGAGCCGCCGGGGCAGAGCGCGGUUCGGGAAGACUGGGGGCUGAAUCUCGGGAAACUCGGGCCUGUCACGGGCAGCAGCCCCCUGUUUCCUUGAAGCUCUUCCGCCUGCAGCUCUCUUCCUUUUUUUUUUUUUUUAAACAAAUCAGGUUUAAAAGAAGCCACAAAGAGGCUUUUGUUUUCUUUUGGUUGAAAGAAGGCAUGGAUUAAUAGUCUCACCUCCUCUCCCCACACCACAGCCCAGACCUGCGGGGCCUCCGGAGGCGACCGUGGUGUCCAAGACCUCCCGGGGUUUCCUCUCCUCAAUCCUCUAGCUUCCCCGUGCGGCCGUCUCCGGCUCCCGCACCUCCGCUCCCCGGGGUUUCCUCUCCUCAAUCCUCUAGCUUCCCCGUGCGGCCGUCUCUGGCUCCCGCACCUCCGCUCCCCGGGGUUUCCUCUCCUCAAUCCUCCAGCUUCCCCGUGCGGCCGUCUCUGGCUCCCGCACCUCCGCUCCCCGGGGUUUCCUCUCCUCAAUCCUCUAGCUUCCCCGUGCGGCCGUCUCCGGCUCCCGCACCUCCGCUCCCCGGGGUUUCCUCUCCUCAAUCCUCUAGCUUCCCCGUGCGGCCGUCUCCGGCUCCCGCACCUCCGCGCCCCCCAGGCCCCUUUCAGGCCCCGCCCCGCGGGCAGGGGCACUGCGAAGGGCUGGUCCCCGCGGGCCGAGGAGGUGAGGAGGACUGGCCCGCGCCUUUAGCUGAGGAGCCCUCUUCUUCCUGAGGCUGCUUCUCCAACACGUCGAGCUUCCGAAACAUCAAACCCAGGGUUCCUUCCCCCAGUGAGCGGUAUCCGAGGGACGGUUCCGAUGCCGGGUUCGCUCCUAAAGCGGUUCCGCUCACUGUUGCACCACUGAGUCUGUGGUUAGCUGUGAGACUGGGUUUCCUUCUUACAGCGGGUCCCUGCCUAACUCUGACCCAGAAACCAGCCCCUUUAGAGGAAAUGCAGAGGGCAUCAAUGAAAGUGAAUAUUGGAAGUGGGCCUCUUUCUCACUUGGGAACAAAGAAUUGAUUUUAAGUCUAAAAUGAUUUUAAAGAACAAUAGACCCAAGUGUAGAUAUUCAGAAGGCGCUCUCCAGGAGAAUGGGUUAAGAGUUUUUUAGUGCAGUGUUUCCCAUCUUCACACCAGGUAAAGGACAGGUGUGUUUCCUCAUACUUUCUUCCUCCAUUGGUACUUUUUUUUUUUUAAUGCUUUUCUGUCAGGUUUAAACAUUUUGAAGUGUCCCGUUGACAAGAACAUAUUGUAAAACAAAAAUUUAAAGAGUAAUAUAUGGUAUGUUUGUGUUCCUGUCAUAAUAAUUUGAUUAUAAGAAAAUUACUUACGAGGGCUAAAUUACACUGUGUAAAUGUCACUCUUAAAACUCGCAUGUUUGACAUAGCUUCUAAGACCCAUGUAAUUUUUCUGUGUCCGUUUUGAAUUUUUAAACUUUUGAUGAAGAGUUAGAGAAUAUGAAAGUAUUUCUGAAUAAAAAUAAAUCUACA